UUGGGAUUACGCAAGAACGAGCAGAUGAGCGCAUUUGAUCCAAAGGAUUGCUUUGUAUCUAUAGCGUGAUUUUUUUCAUCACAAAUUGAUUUUCGAAUAAGGACUCUCGUUUCAUCAACACGUUUUAAUUCCACGCAACUGGUCGUCGUGUCCUGUAUGUGCGAUAGGUGGGAGGAAAGAGCAAACACAUGAGUGCUUUUGUGCAGUGAGAGAACUCUGACUCACGUAUUUAUUUGACGAGGUUCUAAUCUUCUCGCACAAUUCAUUGGACGUCUCUACGAUCGCACGGAGCGCCGACAAAAAGUCCACUCUCCGAACUUGGAGAGUUGCACAAACCAACCAACCAACCAACCAACCAAAAAACAACACAGUCUCUUUGAGAAAUGAGCCAAAGUAGCAGAGACGGAUCUUGUAGCACAUCAUGGCCAGCCAGGGACACGCUGGAAGAAAAUGGCUUUUUGGCCAAAGUGUCCAAAGGAGGUGAGACGAGCCGGCUGAACGAAGCUGACAUUGAGAAGAUUUACGGAACACAGGACAAAGGCGAACAGAGCUGUCACAGAGCGAUUGAUGGCCACAAGGAUUCGCCCAUUGCGCAGUGCAGCGUGGGCGACCCUCCCUCCAUAAAUGCUUGCGCUUCCAUCUCGGAGACAACCCGUGAGCUCUGCAAAGCCGUUUCCGUGUCUCUGGGACUCACCAUGGACAGUGACGCCAGCAACGCUCAACACACACUCCCGCAGUGUGCCUCCAGCGACAGCUUCCAGGCCACCGCUUGUUUUUACGAAGUACAACCCAAGUACAUGCACUUGACCGGACAAGAAACCGUGAUGUUUCCAAGUUCCGAGGCAACUUUCUCACAGCAGCCCAUCAAUCCGACCUCUUCUUUGGAGUUCGCGCUCAACGACUUCUCCGAAGUACCUUCGAAACCAUUUGACCACCUGGUAAACGCUCUCAACACCAGCGUGCUGAACGACUGCGCCGUGUUACCGUCAUGCCGAGACUUCAAGCACUUCGCGGGGUCUUCAGGCUUCGGACAAGACCCAGGUAGAUACCAUCUUGAUCAACACGGCGGUGGAUACCAUCAGCAAUACGGCGUCGGUGUCAAGUCAGAGCAGCCAAACGGGGCGACGAAUGACACGCAGUGGGCCAACACUUACAUCCACGGGGACAGGUACAACGCUCAGCUUUGCCAGUCCGAGUCAACACCAAGCACGAGUACGGCCCAGGGUGAUAGGUACACCGCUCAGCCUUGGGGGACAAGCCAGUCCGAGUCAACACCGUGUACGGCGAACGCGGCGGCGUUUCUCGGCGAGCCAAACGAGAGAAGCGCAGGAGGCACCGAGCCGUGGUACCCCCCGAGUGGGAUGUCAAUGCCGCCAUAUGCCAACAACAACAUCAAGACCGAGGUGGGACAAUGGGUGGUCCCCUACAACAAACCAAGGUUUGAGACUGGCAGAGAGCACGCGUUCGCCAUGGAGUACCUCUACUCGGCACCGAGAGCAUGCCUGAUUUGUGCGGACGAGGCAUCUGGGUGCCAUUACGGUGCGCUCACCUGUGGUAGUUGCAAGGUUUUCUUCAAAAGAGCGGCUGAAGGCAAGCAAAACUACUUAUGUGCCAGCAAGAAUGACUGCACCAUCGAUAAACUGAGGAGAAAAAACUGCCCAUCUUGUAGGCUGAGGAGGUGCUUUGAAGCCGGGAUGAUUCUUGGAGCACGCAAACUGAAGAAGCUAAGAACUUUAGAGGACCGUCCUGGUAUGAACAAACCAGAGCGUAUCCCAAGAUUGGCGGUCCUGAAUUCCAGCGACCGGGUGGGCUUCUUUAAACUCUUGAGAUCCAUUGAGCCGGAGGUUGUGAAUUCAGGCUACGAUCAUUGCAACCCUGACACAGCAGGCAGUCUGCUCACCAGCCUCAAUGAUCUUGGAGAAAGACAACUCGUCAACGUGGUCAAAUGGGCUAAAAGACUCCCAGGUUUUAGGACUCUAUACAUGGAGGACCAAUUGACUUCCAUCCAGGUUUCCUGGAUGAGUGUGAUGGUGCUUGGCUUGGGGUGGCGCUCUUAUCAGAACACCAACGGCAGCCUGCUCUACUUCGCGCCUGAUCUGGUCUUCGACGAGGAACGGAUGCACACCUCCAGCAUGUACGAAGACUGCGUCCGAAUGAGGGACCUGGCGCAGCAGUUUGCGGCGAUCGAGCUCACGCUGGAGGAAUUCCUGGUCAUGAAGGCUCUGCUCCUCUUCGGCAUUGUUCCAGUGGAAGGUCUGAAGAGCCAGAAAUACUUUGACCAGGCGCGCUACAACUACAUUGGCGAACUCGGCCGGCUGGCUUAUAAACAUCCUACGUCUGGGCCAGAGAGGUUCUACCAGCUCACACGUCUGAUGGAUUCCAUCCAGAUAACGGUGAAAAAGCUGCAGUACUUCACAUAUGACCUGUUUCUCAAAGCUCAGUCAAUCUACCCCAAAGUGACCUACCCAGACAUGCUUGGACAAAUCAUCUCAGUCCAUGUGCCAAGGAUCCUGCGGGGAAAGGCUAACGCUAUCCUGUUUCACAAGUAGACGAUGGAAUUUUCAAAACGAAGCAUCAUCCCUUUGCUGCCAGCAUAUCUAUAACAAUGGCUUUGUACUGUUUCCCGCUAAUUAUGAGCUCAUAAUCAUAUUCUGUGCUAAUUGUCUCUCUUCUUUUAAGCCAUAUUUGACUUUUGUGUGUGUGGGUGGGGGUGGGGGGGGGGUGUUCAAGCUUGUAGCUAAAAUAUUAGCAUGGCAGACUCUGUUCAAAUUUGAACAAAAAUUCCGUCAGAGUUGAAAAAACAGGCUCGGGAAAACAAAACAAAUUGAAAUCCAGAAAGUUUGAUCUACUCACCAACGCAGGCGGAAGUGAGGAAGUGAACCACUUCAUUGCCAGAUAUAACUUUAUUAGAAGAGGCUAGAAAGGUUCCAGGGAGACAACAAAUAAAAAAUGACAGCCGGCUUUGCGGGAACAGCCUUGUGGGUAGGGAGAAAGACAAGCGUGCCCGACUUGGCCCUGCCAAGAAAGGAAUCUAUGCCUUGAAGAUAACAAAUCAGUCUUUGACACGCUUGUUUGGCUACUUUUCAAUUCAACCAGUUCAGAGUUGGGAGUAUUGCUUACCGUUGUGCGGUCUCCUUUCUCAUCAGAAUCAAACAAACUGAUUGAAUCUGCACAUUUACAAAGAAUGUGAAAAAUGAUUGAAUAUGCACAUUUACAAAGAAUCUCAAUUUAAUAUUUGUUUUCAUUACUAUUAUCUAUAGGGUUUAUAGAGGCUUUUUUCUACUUUUUCCAGAUACGUAUACUCCUGGCUUAAAGGAUUGUAGUUUUUGUUUUUUGUUCUUUAAUGUUGUACUUUUCUUAAAACACUCGUCACCUUGAAAACUACUGUGCAAGACAAUGCUGAAAAUCCGACACCGUAAAGCAGGGGUCCCCAAACUUUUUCCUGUGAGGGCCACAUAACUUUUCCCUUCUCUGAUGAGGGGCCGGCGUCAGUUUGUAACAGAAAAAGUGUGACAAUCGUAGGGGAGCUUAAAAAAUGUAUUGUUUUCCAGAAAGCCACACAUAACCAAAUAACGGUUAUUUAAUAACCCUUUCCAGGUUCUUUACAGAAAAGAAGUCAGGAAACAAAUAAUAACACUAUUAAUGAAAUAAAUACUAAACUAAAUAACCCCCUCUGAGUUCUUCACAGAAAAAAACAGGAAAUAAAUAAUAACUAAAUAACUCUCUCUGGGUUCUUCAUAUAAAAAAAAGCCAUGGAACAUUAACUUUCUGUUGUGCCAUGCACAAUCUUAACAGAUAAAAGUUCAGCUCAGUUGUCAGAGCAGAAUCUCUCUGACACAUAUGAGCAGUCUCUUAAAGUUCUUGUGUUCCUUCCUUAUAAUCCUUUUGUAGGUUCCAGUAGGCUUGUAGACACCGCUGUCUUUUUUGUUAAAGUUUGCUAGUGCGUCAUAGUCUGGAGUAAAAUUUGUUGUGGCAAUUCUUAGGCGAGAUCCGAGGUGUUGGUCCGUUUACCUCGAUCUGUGACGGGUUGAUGUUGACGUUCAUGUGGCUGAACGUCACGUCGCGUACGUCGAGCCAAAUUGGCCACUCUCUUUUAAACGCUCGGCACUGUGUCCACCUUGCUUUUCCUUGGGCGACUCAUUUUAAUGGAACGAUUCCAGGGGAAGGUUUGUGGGUGGCUUUAGCGCAAAACUGCAUCUGAAAGCUCAGCGCGCGAAUUACAAGAAUGCUGUCGUCACAUCCCACGUUCUAAAUUCAGGACUGAUACAAAUAGAGCACGAGUGCGCCAUGUCCGUACUACUGAGUACGUACACGCACUUGUGAGUGUGCACCGAGCUUUCUGACACGGCUUCCGGUAGUAAAUGCGCAGGCGAGCCCAUCCCCAUCUACUGGAGAAACGCAGUCAUUGCAGGCAAAAUGACCAAAAAAAAAAGUUUAAUAAUACAAUUUGUUCAGGGUUGGCGGGCCGGAUUAAACGGUCCCAUGGGCCGUAUCCGGCCCGCGGGCCGUAGUUUGGUGACCACUGCCGUAAAGCAUCAUGCUUAAUUUUUCACAGAUGAUUGGUUAAAAAAGAGAGCAUAUUUAGUAAUACGAAAAUUGUCUGACAAAUUCGAAAUACUGGGAUUGCAUUUAGAAAUACGCCUGUCAGUUACAAAGUCAAAGUCACCUUUAUUGUCAAUCUCUUCACAUGUCAAGACACACAAAGAAACCGAAAUUACGUUUUCUCUAUCCCACGGUGACGAGACAUAUUACCCGAUAGACAUACAAGUAACAUAUUACGUUUUUAUGAUGGCGUCAUCUUGCCUGCAGGCCCCGAAGAACCACAUAUGAGUAGCAAUUUUCAAGCAGCAUAGCUAAUGUGCCUCCCAUGAAGUCCUGUGGCCUUUGUUAAAAAAAUAUUUUAUAAACGUGCCUCCUGUGUUGUAUCACUUAGUUUAGUUAAUUGAACAUGAGCUAACAUCCCAGAGGUCAUGGAUGAACACAGCAUGCUGUAGACAUGCACAGUGACAAAUGUAAGCAGCUAAAAUCUGACCGCCCAUCGCAUUGGUGUACCGUGUUUUUAGUACGAGUGUUUUUACUUUGUGUGGAAAGUCAAAGGGACUGAAGGAGGAUAUCUACCAUAUAAUUGAAACGUUUUGAACAAUAUAAUGUACCUUAUUAUCUUUUCCGUCAACACUGAUGUUAAACAAUGUUCAGUUUGGUAACAAUGCUAUGCUUUUAACAGACCUGGUGUUAAAAAUCCACACCAUGACGCUCAUUAGACUCCACAGUGUUACCGGCAAUGUAUUUGUAUAGCUGGUAUGUAGACUGCAUAAUAAAGUGGUUCACUUGUA
Messenger RNA from Syngnathus typhle (broad-nosed pipefish), 5333 nucleotides. Its product is annotated as androgen receptor-like. The coding region runs from base 384 to 2549 and encodes 721 amino acids. The record is from RefSeq and is a predicted model, not a curated record. The transcript is spliced from 8 exons. Lineage: Eukaryota; Metazoa; Chordata; Actinopteri; Syngnathiformes; Syngnathidae. Gene Ontology annotation, molecular function: sequence-specific DNA binding; zinc ion binding; DNA-binding transcription factor activity. Gene Ontology annotation, biological process: male gonad development; regulation of DNA-templated transcription.